AUGCUGAUGCAUGCCUGCUGGACACAGAGAUUGACUAUCUAAGUGGGAGGCUCGACGCCGUUCAGAGAAAAAGAGACGAGAUCACGUCAAUGGCGAAAACAUUUCAGAACUUUCUUUCUCCCGUACGUGCCAUGCCAUCAGAGAUCCUCAUGGAUAUUUUCAAGAAUGUGGCUCGCGCCUCGGAGGUGGAGGGAGAGUGUGGUGAAGGAAGCAGCCUGGGACGCUCGGCAGCGUCUGCCACAGCUGGCGGGUCGUGGCAUUGGCGUGUAGAGAGCUGUGGUCUACGAUCUCCAGUUGGCAUUUCAGAUCACAAUACCAAGAAUGGCCAACACCUCCCGGUCCUGUUGCAAAAAGUGCUUGAACGUGCUGGAAACAGACUGCUCGAUGUUUCGCUCACGCUCGAGCUGACACAUGGUGAUGGUAUCAGUGAGGAAGAUGCUCUCACAGACGCGCAACUGGGACGCUAUUAAGAUGCUCUUCAAUGAAUCUCCUCGGUGGCUCAGCGCCAAUUUAUCGAUUCCGCCAGGUGCUGUGGUAGAUUUGCUAUACCCACCUCCUCCUUUGCCCGCCCUCGAAUCCCUCCGACUCCAAACGAAACAGCGGUGGGCGCAACAAGCGUACAAUGGGCCCGAUAUCUCCCUGUGGUGUCCCCGUCUAACUUCGCUCAGUCUUGUUGGGAUUCCACCGACAUGCAUGUCUGUGCCUUGGAAUUCGCUCUCUCACGUGUCCGUCCAGAUGUACGAUAACGUGCCCACCCUCUCCCAGGAUUACGCACUUCGGUACCUCGCGUCGCUCGAGCCCACUGUCCUCCAGACGCUCUCCUUCUCCUCUCUGUACCGCCGCGAACACCCGCUCUCCAUUGGCGAGCGGAUCACGUUCCCCUUUGUGGACACCCUACGAACGUUCAACCCCACUAUACUGAAUAACAUCGUCCUUCCUGCCCUGCGUGACGUCCACAUCGGGCCUCCAGAGCACGGGCGUGGCACCCCGGGUCGUCGGUACAGCACCGCCCUGCUUCCCGCCCUCGACGAUAUGCUGCGCCACUCGCGCUGUUUCGACGGGAUCACGCGUCUUGUGCUCGAGUACGCCAUCCCCAACCAGGCACUCAUAGAUAUGCUCGUGUCUCUCCCCAACUUGGCCUGCCUUGUGCUGACCUUUGGAGACUCGUGGUCAGCAGAGAUGGAGGCGACUAUGGCGAUGCUGGUGAAGAUGUUGGAUAUGGGGUUCGUGGGGCGGUUGGAGGAGCUGGAGAUGCGGAAUACGUUCGAGGUGCGGUAUUUGGGUGAGGAGCUUGUGCAUAUGGCGGAGCGGAGGUGGGGGUUUUGGGGCGGGGUGAGGCUGAGGAGGUUGAGGUUGGGAGCUGCAGGGAUACAAGAAUGCCAGUGUGCUGGAUGCGUUGUGUAGGCGGAUGUGCGUUUUGAGAGACGAAGGAAUGGAUGUUGUCGUUUCUACUCUGGUGGGAACGUCGGGGCCGGAAGAAUUCUUGGUUGGUGGUCAGUAAUAGUCACAGAAAUUUGUAUCUGAUAUAUAGGUAUAGUAGUAGUCAAUGAACAGUGCUAGCGAAUUGUCCUACCAUUGCUGGCGUUAUUGGUG
Molecule: messenger RNA, 1593 nt
Organism: Desarmillaria tabescens
Lineage: Eukaryota; Fungi; Basidiomycota; Agaricomycetes; Agaricales; Physalacriaceae
Exons: 1
Coding region: 412-1404 (330 amino acids)
Source: RefSeq, a predicted model, not a curated record